Molecule: messenger RNA, 1038 nt
Organism: Bathycoccus prasinos
Lineage: Eukaryota; Viridiplantae; Chlorophyta; Mamiellophyceae; Mamiellales; Bathycoccaceae
Exons: 1
Coding region: 1-1038 (345 amino acids)
Source: RefSeq, a predicted model, not a curated record
AUGGGGACGACGAUGCUUUCGACGACGAAUGUUUUCUGCGUAAAGAUGACUGCGUCCAAAACGUCAUCACUCAAAGAGAGUUCACGACGAUAUAGACGACGACGACGGAAUGAUGAUGGAUUCGCGACGACGACGACCAGAGCGAAAGCAGACGGCUCCAAGGAGAGCAACAUUUUCGAUAAAAUCGCCAACGAGGCGAACAAAAUGCUCGACGUCAUGGAAGGCGGGCCAAAGUUACGGAAGUGGUACGGCGAGGAUUCCUCGGUCGGGAAAGAUGGCGAAGUGAAAAGAGAGAGAGAAGAAAAGGAGGAAAGUUUAAGGAAAGAGGAACGAGAGAUGCAAAUGAAGAUGGACAGUGAAGAGAGCGCGUACGGGAACGAAGAGGGAGAGAUGAGUUCUCCGAAGAGAGCUAUUUAUGUGCUCGAUUCUGGAUCAAAGCUCGGCGACGCGGUGGUCAUGCAACUCGUGCUCGCGAAGUUGGACGUGAAGGUGGCGUGCGAGAACGUGGAGGCGGAGAGCGCGAGGUACGGGCCAUACGUCGACGUCGCAGAUUUAGGGGACGCGAAGGCGUUGCGUCGAUCGUUGGCUGGUGUGAGGUCGGUGAUUGUUCCCGCGGGUAAGUUUGACGAGUCGUUCGCGAAAUCGUGCAAGGAGAGCGGGGUGAAGCACAUCGUGCUGUUGUCGACCGCGAAAGCGAGUAAAGGGAACGUGUUGAGCAUGUUUUUGGACGACGAAGGCGCGCGGGCGAGAAAAGAGGAGAAGAGAGAACAAUUGGCUAGAAGUUUGGGGAUACCUUUGACGAUUAUUCGCCCAGUGGACGUGGUGGAUGAACCAACGAGAGGGAAGACGAUGGCGUUCUCCAAGGAAGACGGACGAUUGAGCGGCACGAUUUCAAUCGAGGAUGUCGCCGUGUGCGCGGUCCGAGCGUUAGCGCAGCCGCCGAAGAAAGGUAGCGACGCGAUUGCAUUCGAGAUUGCGACAUCUAACGAGACCGGUAAGACGGAUUGGAAAGGGCAGUUUGCGAUGUUGAAAGCUUAA